AUGGAUGACUUUAGAAGUGAAACCGUUUCUAUAAUUCACCAUGGUUGCAAAUUGGCUAGAGACCUGGAAUCAAACCUUCCCAACUUGGCAAACCAACCCGAAACCGUUUCGAAAUCAUUGGAAGAGAUCAUUAGGGUUUUUGGUGCAGCGAGGGAGAGGCUGCAGAGUAGUAGUGCUGCACAACAAGACCCGAUGAGUUCAUACGUUCAUGUAGCACAGCAGCAGCAGCGGUUCGAUGCGAGCUUGCAGGAAUGGCUGAGCAGGUGUAAUUACACACAGGCAAUGGAGGAUCAUUACAUCCAAACGCAGCGUUUCGCAGCCGAAAAGAGUAGUGCUGCGGAUUCAGGGGCUGAAGCACUUCUUCAAGGCCAAAUACAUCAUGCAAUGGAUCAUAUUGUAACAGUGAUUUCUCAUGAAAUGAAUGCUGCUUCGUCCUCACAAAGCAGACCACGAAGAAGGAGGGAUCAUGGGGAAAUUCGUAAAUUGACCGUGCCGGCACCUCGGAUCGGGAAUACUGAAAUCCCGCCGGAGGACGGCUUCACUUGGCGAAAAUACGGCCAGAAGGAGAUAAUGGGAUGCAGGUUCCCGAGGGGCUAUUAUAGGUGCACCCACCAAAAGUUAUACAAUUGCCCAGCCAAGAAGCAAGUUCAGAGGCUUGACAAUGAUCCCUUAACAUUUGAAGUAAUGUACAGAGGUGACCAUACAUGUCAUAUGUCGUCCACUGCACCCUCAGUUCUGCCAGCAUCUGAUGAUCAAAUUAAGCAAGAGACUAUGACCCAAACUCAUGCAGCAACCACUACUCAACCCUUAGGAACAUGGCUCUCCAUGGACUUCAACGCAGGAGGCGAAGGAAGCAGUGGUGGCGGCGGCCGUGGUGACGCUGAUGGUUUAGCUACGUCAACCACGACCACGACCACGCGUUAUGGUAAAGAUGUUGAGUUUCCGGUGGUGGAUUUGGCUGACGCAAUGUUUAAUUCAGGGAGUAGCAGCAGUAAUAGUAUGGAUUUUAUGUUCACUUCACCAAUGGACAAUAAAUAG
Messenger RNA from Fragaria vesca subsp. vesca, 1038 nucleotides. Its product is annotated as WRKY transcription factor 55-like. The record is from RefSeq and is a predicted model, not a curated record. NCBI's taxonomy places the organism in Eukaryota, Viridiplantae, Streptophyta, Magnoliopsida, Rosales, Rosaceae. Bases 1 to 1038 code for a protein of 345 amino acids. Gene Ontology annotation, molecular function: sequence-specific DNA binding; DNA-binding transcription factor activity. The transcript has 3 exons. Gene Ontology annotation, biological process: regulation of DNA-templated transcription.